AUGAGCGUGGAUCCUCUUAUGGCCCUCAAUGAUGACCAUCGGGAACUGCAGCGCUUACUGAAAGAAAAUAGAGAACUUAGGAAUGCUAACGCCUCACUGCGUGUUGCAGUGGAGUCAAAACGUGUUUGCAGUAAUUGCAAAGGCAAGACUUCUGUUUCCGCUUCUUCUUCUACUUCAGCAGCAGCAGCAGCAGGUGGAGUUGGUACACUUGAAGGGGGAAAGGAAGAGGCUGGUCACUCAAGUGAGACGAAUAGUAAAUCAUCCGGGAACUCGGUUUCUCUAAAAAAGAUGAAAGAGGAGUUGCAGCGAACUAAAGAAGAACUAGAACGUACUCAACAAGGAGAACGACAAGUAAGUGAAGAAUAUAAGCAGCUAAAAUCUUUAUUUGAAUCUUUUGUAGUAGAGGUAUGUGAACGAGAAGAGGCAUAUAAACUUGCCUUUCUGAGGGCUUAUGAGAAGAUAGAGGAACAAAAAAGUUUAGCGGAGAGUUUACAACGACAGUUAGAGGAGCGACCACCACCAACUCUCAUCUCAGAGACACCAGUAACACCAACACCCCCAUUACCAUUACCAGCAUCAUCAUCACCGCCUGUAGUUAAUGGUUUAGAUCCUUCUUCUUUACACGAUCUCGUGGAUACACUUAGGACGUCACUUAGUGAACUUGAGUUUCGUUUGGGUUUUAACGCAGAUACUAGUAACCGCCAAAUCGCACCGGUUGCUGUAUCGCGUGCAACACGAGGUAAAGGACGCUCAGCGAAGUCCGUCCAUUCCUCACAGAUGGAAAACUCAACUCAUAAUCCUCAACUGACAGAGAACGAACCACAAAGAGAGUUACAAUCACUAACCUCAACAACACCAACACCAACACCAACACUACUACCACCACAACCAAUGAAAAGAGAAGGAAACCAAUAUCAAGAGUCACAAAAUAAAUCACAAGAGAAUCUGAAUAAACCAUCUGUGGUGGAACCGGCACGAGGUGCUGGUGUGUUGCGUAGCUCUACAUUGUCAAGCUCACACAGUACAACUACUGAACGUAAAAAGCGUGUAAGAAAAACACGUGGGGAAACAGAAACAGUAAAACGUCAAGCUGUGGAAGGACCCUCUGAAAGUAGUGCUGCCUCACUUUUUAAAGGGUUUACUCGUACUACAGAAGCCCCGAAGUUAUCUGUGGUAAAUUUUGGAACUGAACCUAUUGCAGAUUAUUUAGCCCUUCUGGAGAAGACAGAUACACAUGGGAUUGAUAUUCUUCGACGUGAACUGAUAAAGUUUUGUGCUUCUAACCUAAAUAUACUGGCAUCAUACGCGGUAGAACACUUCCUUAGCAAGUCUUCUCUGUUAGCUUCUGCUGUAACACUUUGGAAGCAUACAGAGCGGGUAAUGCAUAUAAGUAAGGGUGUAUUUGAAGCAUUUAUAAAGGAAGCUGUUAGAAAGAUGGUGCAUCUUCUUAGCCCUGAAGGUACAGAACCGGUUGAUCACAGUUCACAACUGCGUUGUUUGGCGCUUGUUGUGCGAAUGGCGUGUGCAGUCCAGCUGCGAGAGACUGAUCAAGGUGAGGAAGCACUUUUUGUGGCUUUUUACGAAUGUACAGUGAGUACAUUACGUGCGUGGCGUCUUGGAACUUUAGUGAGUGGACAACAACAUGUAUUGGGUCCAUGGAUGUUGACUGUUCGACACCUCUGCGGAUUUGUAGAAGAUUUUCACAUGGUGAUGCAUUAUUAUGCUAAUUUGGAACAUGUGCUUAAUGCUCUUACAAUACCCAAAUCUCUUACACGCUAUACUAUUCAGGCAGUGAUGUCACUUUGUUACUUUACAUCUUCUUCAGAGUCUUUGACUCCUUCAGUGGGAAAAAGUGGAGAUAUUGAAACUUGGAUGUCAUUCUGUGAUGCUAUGGAUUGGAGUUAUAAUGAAUUGCCACUUGACAUGAUUGUCUCUGCAGCUGCGAGGCUUCUUGCACAAUCUAAUGAUGCAUAUAAACAUGGAGAAGCACUUCUCUCACUACGUCUACUAGUGUUACAGAAAGGUUUUGGUCUUCUUCAACCUCUUAUGGAGGAAUUACGAUCUUCUGGUGGUGAAGUAGAUGUGGAUGCCGCAUUUGCGGAGUUGUUUAGCCUUGCAGUGAUUGAUUUGCAACUGGAGGAUCCUCGUGAUGAGCAAUGGUGCCGAGCCAUGGCAUUCUUUUCUGAUUACUUAAGUACAUGUUCAGUAGAACGAGUAAAGUCAGCAGAGGAGCUUAUUGCUGCUUGUAAGGACACACAUCUGUUGGUCCUGCGGGCUGUGCUGCAAUUGUGCCAUGGUGCCAAUGCGGUAACAGAGAAGAGUGUGGUGCAUUUAACAAAUAUACUUUCGUGGGCGAAGGCUUUGCAAAUAGUGCUCGCCCGCUCCUCUCGUGAGAAUGAAAACGCUAUCGUGACACACCCACUUCGCAAGACGGUUCUGGGGAGACAGCUCCUCUACUUAUCUCAACAGGAACUGUAG
This is a messenger RNA of Trypanosoma theileri, 2478 nucleotides long. RefSeq lists its product as uncharacterized. The transcript has a single exon. The coding region runs from base 1 to 2478 and encodes 825 amino acids. Lineage: Eukaryota; Euglenozoa; Kinetoplastea; Trypanosomatida; Trypanosomatidae. The record is from RefSeq and is a predicted model, not a curated record.